AUGGUCAAAUAUGCACCCCGGGAAGUCGAUUUGCUAAUAGUGGGAGCAGGUCUCCACGGCCUCACAAUGGCCAAAACCUACCUGCAGACCGACCCAUCCGCGAAUAUCCUCGUGGUCGACGAGGCCGCUUCGGUCGGGGGAACGUGGGCCCGUGAGAGGCUAUACCCAGGGCUUGUCACGAACAAUGUAUUUGGCUCGUACGAGCUGAGCGACUUUCCCUUGGUGCCGGAGAAAUACGGCGUCGCUGGUGUUGGACAUAUCCCUGGCAGUGUAGCUCACAGCUACUUCUGUGAUGUAGCUGACUACUUUGGUAUUACGCCAUGUUUGAUGUUGCGACGGCGGGUUGCGCGCGCGACUCUCGAUGAGCGUUGGUGGAUUGUGCGUGUUGAGUGCGUCGACGGGUCCAAGGAAGCGGAGGAUAUUAUUGCGAGGAGGCUGGUUAUUGCUACGGGUCUGACGUCUACACCAAGUAUCCCUCAACUGCCAGGCUCGGAUCGUUUCACGGGCUUGAUGCUGCAUUCGAAGCAGUUAAAGGAACAAGCGCAUACCUUGGCAAAGUGUCAAAAUGUGGUCGUGCUCGGCGCGAACAAGUCUGCGUGGGAUGUGUGCUAUAGGGCUGCCAAGUCUGGCGCACAGGUCCACAUGGUGAUUCGACCCUCCGGUGGAGGACCGAGUUAUGUCUGGCCGAGAUCGUUCUUCAUCGGGCCGUGGAAGGUCUCUUUGGCAAAGAUAUCCGCCACGCGAGGGUUUUCCCUGUUUGAUCCUACGCUGUUCGGGGAGAGGGGCGCGUUUUCUUGGAUCCGUGAGUUUCUCCACCGUACGCUUGUUGGUAGUUGGUUAUGUCAGUUGUUUUGGAGCUGUCUUGAUAAGCAUAUCAAGUCGAUUAACGGGUAUCGUGGGAAUCCAGAGGUGCAGAAGCUGGAGCCGUGGACGACGCCCUUUUGGAUGGGUAACUCGCUGAGUAUUCAUAAUUAUGAGACCAGCUGGUUUGACCUCGUUCGCGAGGGAAAGAUCCAUGUUCACAUUGCCCGAGUUACAGACGUCUCCACGAACAGCGUCCAUAUUGCAGGUGAAACCGAAGAGACCCUAAAUGCAGAUGCGAUUGUGUGCUGCACGGGGUGGAAGGCAGAAGUCCCGGUGGACAUCCCCUCUACUACCUGUGACAAACAAUAUGCAAAGGCCCACGAUGAGAUACUCCAGAGGAUUCCUUACCUCUCGUCAUCUCAAAGAACUCGCAAUGCCCCCCCAACUGGGCAAAAGAACCAGACGUCGGAAACCGUACCCGCUCCAGAGCUCUACCGACACAUUGUCCCGUGCGAUAGGGACUCCCUUCGAACUCGCAAUAUUGCGUUCAUUGGGAUGCACUCCUGUCUACAUGCUUUUAUCGUGGCUCAGGCCCAGGCGCUAUGGAUCACCGCUUUCUUCGAGGAUCAAGUAAAUCAUCUCCGUGAUGUGGAUCAUGAAGUUGUUGAGUAUAACACCGCGCUGCACAGCGCAUAUACGCGGCUACGACGGCCCAAAGAGCUGGGUGGAUCAGGCGGAAAAUAUCCCGACUUGGUGUUUGAUAGCUUGCCGUAUGUUGAUGUUCUACUGAAUGAUGUGGCGGUCGAGUCGAAUCGAAAGGGGAGUUGGUGGAGGGAGCUCACGGAGCCAUAUCGCCCUGGUGAUUAUGUUGGAUUGGUAGACGAGUGGCUGGUCAGGACGAGUAGCUAG
This is a messenger RNA of Aspergillus campestris IBT 28561, 1713 nucleotides long. Its product is annotated as FAD/NAD(P)-binding domain-containing protein. NCBI's taxonomy places the organism in Eukaryota, Fungi, Ascomycota, Eurotiomycetes, Eurotiales, Aspergillaceae. The record is from RefSeq and is a predicted model, not a curated record. The transcript is spliced from 2 exons. The coding region runs from base 1 to 1713 and encodes 570 amino acids.